Molecule: messenger RNA, 2335 nt
Organism: Spizellomyces punctatus DAOM BR117
Lineage: Eukaryota; Fungi; Chytridiomycota; Chytridiomycetes; Spizellomycetales; Spizellomycetaceae
Exons: 4
Coding region: 106-2247 (713 amino acids)
Source: RefSeq, a predicted model, not a curated record
UUUUGGCAAGAUCUCACGCUUCGUCGGGGUUUUGUGUUUUGGUUUUUUCUUUUACAAAUACCCAUAUAGUGUGUAUGCACCACUAAUAAUGUCCACACGUUAAGUAUGCGACAGCGGGGAGGCAAGAUCACGUUGGGGAGGUUAAAAGAGAUUGUGUUGCGGUCUGGGACGUCGAAAAAGGAGGAGGAAUGGGUUCGAACGGAGCCUGUGGAGGAGAUUCUCGAACCCACCCAGGUCCAAUCCAAUCACCCAGAAAAAAUCAUUGAUGCCUCCAAAGUCAGUACCUACAGCUACAACCUCACCCAAACGGACCCACAGCACAUUAUGACACCCGACGACGUGGAUGCCUGGGUCGAUACAUUGUUCAGUCAAUGUUGCAUCAUGGAUAUCCUAAGUCUUUGGUUCACCGUUUGGGUCAUGGAUAAAUGGGGGUCCCUCCCAGCGCGUGUAGAAUGGAUAGGGUAUUCAAUAUGUUCUAUCCGGUCCCUACAAAAAGCUUGGUACCUCUCCACUCAAGUCUUUAUGGGAUUAAUCGUGUUUCUCGUUUGUGUCGAUGGAUCACUGUUUGGUGUUAUUGAAUAUGAGAAGGUGUUGACGAUUGUUGCUUCUAUCGUUGUCUAUGGGAGCGUGAUUGGGCAGGCGAGGGGCUAUGGACUCUUGACCAUGUGCGUGGUGUCCGUACUAGUUGCUGUGGAUUAUUAUACAAAACAUGCACCGACGCGAAUGGAUUUAGUGUUGGGAGUGCAUUGUGUUGGACAUGGGUUGUAUGUUAUGCUGGGGGAUUUGGUUGCGUAUGCUGUGGAUAAGCGGAUGAGGUACUUUGCCGAGCAGAAUGUGGUGUAUGGGGAACUACGUGCUUACCCAAAACACCAUCAUCGAAAACAUAAAACGUGGAAACUUGAAAAAAGUUUUUUUACGACAACGACGACGACAACGAGUAAUAGUCGAAAACGAUCAAAUGAACACCAUCAGUUUUAUUAUUCGAAUCAUUACGAAAUGCAUAGUCGGUUUGAACUUGCUGUCUGUGAAGUCGGAUUCGAGUUUAUUACAUUGACGUGGAGUUUACCCCAAUCUCUCAUUGUCACUCUUUGUUCCCUCUCUGACACGAAACCCAAAACGACCUUGUCACCCCCUCCGACCAUUUUGGGACCCAUGGAUGAGCCCUUGUUACUCCCCCCUGCUCUCCCUCAGUCCGGUAGCACGACCCUCUCGGCAUCUGAUGUGGACGUUAUGGUGAAUUUGUCGUAUUGGGAUCAGUUGACAAUUUGUAUGCCUGAGGGGGUGGUGGUUGUGAGGGGGUUACAGGUGAAUAGAGAGUAUACGGUUGUGAUGGCGAUUAGGGGGUAUUGGUCUGUUCCUGUGCGGGUUUGUACGGCUGAUUGGAGAGUUGCUCCUCCGCCCUUGACGCCCGUGACAUCCACCACCAAAGAUGGAGACACGUCUCAGAAACACAAGACCGAAGUCCUCCGUCUCUUGACACGUGAAUUAACGAAUCUCCGAACCACCAAGAAAAACCUGCACACCGCUCUCAAAAAGUGUCGAAAAGAAUCUGCAAAAAACCUUGCUGCCCUCCGCUCCGAUCUCGAUAUGCUCAAAAAGGCCCAUACGAGGGAUUUACAGACGGAUACACGUUUACGACGGCGUAUCCAGACACUUGAAGAAGGGAUUGCCCAAGCGAAAGAGGUCCAACAAGCAAAAGAAGCAGAGAUCAACAAUGUGAUGCGUGAAAUCAAUGAAAACAAGAUAACCACCAAGGCCCUUGUCAAACAAUUGGAAUCCCUCCACCGCACUCGAACACAAUCCGAAUCGGAAUUAACUCGUCUCACCCAACUCUUUCAAAAACGACUUCAAGACCUUGAAACCACACUCGCCCAUCUCACAACCCGUUUCCAGUCCCUCCAAACCGGUCUCUCAACCACCACCCAAUCCCUUCAUUCCUCUAGCAACCACCUCACCCACCUCACAAAAACUCUCACCUCUGCCCAACACCGCCAAACAGAGCAAGCCACCCUCGAAAAACGUCGAUGGAAUGAAGAAGCCAGUGUACUCCGUGGAGCAUGCGAAGGCGCCAAAAGACGCAACGAAGCCCUCCAAAAUACGCUUGCGGAACAAGUCCGUUUUCGAGAGAUUUUGGAAUGUGAGAUUGAGGCUUGGUGUCCGCCUUGGAAUGUUAAUACAGAUGUACAUGAAGGGUUUGAGGAACCAGAGUUGGAUGUCUUGUCGAGUUUGGGGUUGAGGAUGGAUUAAGUUGUUAUGGAUGAUGCUACUUGUUGUGUUGUGUGUUUUUUUGUUGUACUGUUGAGUGAGUAGCUGGUGUUGUUUUUUCGUUUCGAAA